Messenger RNA from Platichthys flesus (European flounder), 6117 nucleotides. RefSeq names its product RAR-related orphan receptor B (gene rorb). The transcript is spliced from 10 exons. Gene Ontology annotation, cellular component: nucleus. Gene Ontology annotation, biological process: regulation of transcription by RNA polymerase II. The coding region runs from base 326 to 1744 and encodes 472 amino acids. NCBI's taxonomy places the organism in Eukaryota, Metazoa, Chordata, Actinopteri, Pleuronectiformes, Pleuronectidae. Gene Ontology annotation, molecular function: zinc ion binding; nuclear receptor activity; RNA polymerase II cis-regulatory region sequence-specific DNA binding. The record is from RefSeq and is a predicted model, not a curated record.
GCAGAUGUCAUGAGAGAAGCGACCACACGACCAGAGCGCAACGACCGACGCACCGAGCCAACUCAACCCGCCUCCCCGCGCCCCGGUCUGGGAUGCUUUUAGCGCAAGAGACGCCUCCACUCAGGGCAGCCUAGUGGACCUCGACGCUGAUCGUCUUCACUCUUUUCGUUGUUGUCAUUUUUGAAACACGAGGACAGCCCCCCCCCAACCACCACCACCACCACGCAACUCCCUCCCCACAUAUCUCCGAGCAUUUAUGUUUCUUUCUUCAUGAGUGCUGCUUUGGGGAGCGAGCCUCAGCACCAGCUCCAUCACGGCCAACACUAUGAGAGCCCAGAUCGAAGUUAUACCCUGCAAAAUCUGCGGAGACAAGUCAUCAGGUAUCCACUAUGGAGUAAUUACAUGUGAAGGAUGUAAGGGUUUCUUCAGAAGGAGUCAGCAGAACAAUGCAGCGUACUCCUGUCCCCGCCAGAGGAACUGCCUCAUCGACAGAACAAACCGCAACCGCUGCCAACACUGCCGCCUGCAGAAAUGUCUCGCCCUAGGAAUGUCAAGAGAUGCGGUAAAGUUUGGCCGCAUGUCCAAGAAGCAACGUGACAGCCUGUAUGCAGAGGUCCAGAAGCACCAAGCGCGGCUGCAGGAGCAGCGGCAGCAGCAGACAGGCGAAGCAGAAGCUCUGGCGCGUGUUUACUCCUCCAGCCUAACCAACGGACUGUCCACCCUUAACCAUGAGAUCGGGGGCACCUACGCCAAUGGUCACGUCAUUGAGCUGCCCAAAGGCGGCCAUGGUAAUGGAGGCGGAGUCCCAGGAGGCUACUAUGGGAUGGAUUCCACCCAGCCGUCUCCAGACCAGUCGGGUUUGGACAUGUCGGGCAUGAAGCACAUUAAGCAGGAGCCCGUGUACGACUUGACGCCAGUGCCCAACCUGCUAUGCUAUGGAGGCUACCAGGACAGUCAGUUGGGGCCCAACAAUGUCAGCAUGGGAGAGCUGGACCGUAUCGCUCAGAAUAUCAUCAAGUCCCACUUGGAGACAUGUCAGUACACAGCAGAGGAGCUGCAGCAGCUAGCCUGGCAGACACACUCCUAUGAAGAGGUCAAGAUGUACCAGAGCAAGCCCCGGGACGUGCUGUGGCAGCAGUGUGCCAUUCAGAUCACCCAUGCAAUCCAGUACGUGGUGGAGUUUGCCAAGCGCAUCUCAGGGUUCAUGGAACUGUGCCAGAAUGACCAGAUCCUCCUGCUCAAGUCAGGUUGUUUGGAGGUGGUCUUGGUGCGGAUGUGCAGGGCGUUCAACCCUCUCAACAACACUGUGCUGUUCGAAGGGAAGUACGGAGGCAUGCAGAUGUUCAAAGCUCUAGGUUGUGACGACUUGGUGAGCGCUGUGUUUGACUUUGCCAAGAGCUUGUGCUCACUGCAGCUGACGGAGGAGGAGAUAGCUCUGUUCUCAGCAGCUGUACUAAUUUCAACAGAUCGGCCAUGGCUGAUGGAACCGAGGAAGGUCCAGAAGCUCCAGGAGAAGAUCUACUUUGCUCUGCAGCACAUUAUGCAGAAGAACCACAUGGACGAAGAUGCUCUGGCUAAGCUGAUCAGCCGAAUCCCAACAUUGUCGGCCCUGUGCACGCUCCACACCGAGGAGCUCCAGGCCUUCCAGCAGCUCCACCCGGAAACAGUCAACGUCCUCUUCCCUCCACUCUACAAAGAACUCUUCAAUCCCGACCCCAACUCUGCCAUGGCCAUGCCCAAGUGACUGCCUGUGGUUCAAAUGCAACAAACGGAGCCAGCACCAGACCAAGAAAAUAAGACCACAGCCACAUCUGACGCCACAGCAGUGUCUGCUAUGUCAUCAUCGUGGCAGCCGAAUAUUCCUGAGCUUCGCCAGCCCCAUGUCAGGCCGGGGGGUGAGGAGUCAUCUGCCAGAAACGUACAGUUACCGCCAACAACAAUAGGAAUGUCCAGCACUUAUCCCAUCCUGUUCACCGAUACAGGCUGAAGAAUGUAUAUAUAAAUGAAACACGCCCCAAGCCACAGACCUGAGCGGGGCUUCCUCCUGUCUACUGAACUGACUGACCUGAAAUGUACAGACUUAAAAAGAUCUUGGAACAAUUUUAAGCUGUCAAUCUUUAAGAAAAAAAAAAUGGUAAGUUAAUUUGAUUUAACUUAAAAACUCUCUUUUGUUUAUAGAUUUUUUUUCACAUGACAACAUUGUGAAGUUGAAGAAGCUGGAUGGGGAAGGGAACGGCCGAUUUAGAGAAGCUAUUGUAGAUAUUAUUCUAGUGCAGAGCGGAUUCCAGUAUUACUUCUUGUUCUGUUAAGUUAGUCCUAAUUUAAAUAUACAGUAGCCUACUGUGGCUGACUAUACCUUGUCUAUGUGUUUUAUUUUAUUUGAUAGUUUCUUGUGUACAGAAUUUGUAAAGUUGAGACUUGUAAAAGAAUAUUGGUUAAAAACUGGGAGCCAAUUUUGGGUUUGUUGAUAUGCAGAAGCCUUGUCUGGAUUUUGUUCAUAUGUAAAGAAGGUACUACAUCCUUCUGACGUGAACCUAUAGAAAUGUAAAAAGAGCAUAUGAAGGAUUUAAAAAGAAAAUAAUGGCUACUACUUUUCAUGGUGGACAUAUAUACAUAAAUAUUCUAUUUUGCAAGAAAAAAGAAUCUGGCAGAUUUGCCGUCCUAUCAAUCAUCUUUUCCUCGCUGCAAUAAUUAUGUCCAAUAAAAGAUGGACUGCUUUUGAACAAUCAACCAGAGCAACCAAUCAGAAACAAGGACCUCACAAUGAACCACACCUAUUACCAAGGUCUCUCCUUCCCCGCCCCUUAUUUCUUAUGUAUCAGGGCCUUGAUAAAACAUUUCAGAUAGAAGUGGACAGAAACUACACCAACAAAAAUGUUUCAACUAUAUAAUAAAAGACAAACUUGAAUUUAACUCACAACGUUCCAAUAUUCAACGUGUGUAUGAGUGCUUUAAUGCCCUCAUCCCUCAAAACACUAUUUGCACAAUCCAGUCCAUGGAUGUCAGUCACUCCGGGCUGUAAAUAUAUGAAGGACCCUUUUCUCUUUCUAAAGAGCAAUAACUUUCACACUGCCUUUCUGAUCUUACUGCUCGUCUUUCCUCCUCUUCCUCCUCUCAGCGGUUUAGAACAGGGUAGCAGUUUUAACUAGAAUGCACUAUAUUUGACUCUUCAUCAUUAAGUAUGUUGAACAAUCAUCUCUGUGGAUGGAUUUGAAUCCACCACAGGAGUGGCACAAUAUGAUCUGGGGUUCACAAUACAAAGCACUGACUGAAAAAAAUGCCAAUUAGCCUCCAAUGAUCUUAAGUAGCAUUUAAAGCUACAAUAUUGCAUUAAGGAUUCAUACAGGAGGAGCUUUGAUAGACAAUCACUUUCUGCUUCUUUUUUUUUAUGCAAAUUCCUAGCAAAUAAUUAUUAGCACUAAGAGACAGACUAAUUGUUUUUGUUGCUUUUUCUACAUUUAAGUUAUGUUGAUUGGCAUCUGGCUGCUGUGUAAAAUAACAUUGGUUUUUACUCGGUUAUUAAUCCAUCUCAUCAUCUCAUCAUCAAUAUCUAAACUAUUCACAAAAAUUGUCAAAACUAUACAAUAUUAGCACAAAUUUAUUCUGCUGGUGUUACAUUUACAGAUUGCUACCAAAACAACCCCAUUUUGUUUUUCUUCUGUGGAACAGCAAACAUCUAGAGCUAUUAAAGCACGACAAGUGUAGAUCUCUGUUCAGUUGUCUGAUGUUUGCAAAUGUUCAUUGCAUAGUGGCCAAAGCUCUAAAUUUCUACUGGCACAGACACAGCCACACCAGUUAUGCAUUCAUUAAAAAAAUGUCUUCUCCAUGUGGAGGGCAAAACGAUGUUGACGGCAUGGGAAACGAGCAUCAAUAUUAAACACGAGGGAUGCGCUCGCAUGCAUCUGUUCCCGGCCGUGUCAGUGAUCCAUUCAUAGGUUCCUUCACUCAACCGCCAUCACAAACCCCAGAUCAGAGGCCAGUGUCUCUUUAAGACAAUCACUUGCUCAUUAAGGCUCGAUGCACUACACAGCAUCUCUCAGGGAGCAGCUCUUUUUCUGACUUUGCAUUAAAAGAGGGUUUAAUAUUUUUGCAAAUUAAAUACAAAUUUAAUUAUACAAGAAUAACUUUUUAGAAGAAACUUGGCAUACUGUGUGCCGCCGACGUAUGCCUGCGAUGGAAUCUGCCCAGACAAGGCUUUGAUCAGUGUGUGUCUGUGUGUAUGUGUGUAUAGAGCAUGAAUUCACUGUCCGAAUCUCUUAAGAGCCCAGACUAUAUGACAAGCACUGUUGCGUAGCACAAGAAAAAAAAACUAUAUAAAUAUAUAAAUACACUGUAUGUCAGUGUGCUCUUGUCACCACGGUACACUCAUGUUUACUGCUUAUUUUGCUGCUUUCGGGACAGUGAGGGACGUCCAAUAGUAAUCUGUGAAUCAAGCGCCAUCACGACACCCCUGGGACAGUGAAUUCCAACUCUGAAUAUGAAGUUCUUGUGUGUGAUGUGUUUAUUUUCCCUUGUUAGACUGUGAAUCAGAGGGGUGGGAUGGGGUUGUGAGAAGGGAUGUGUUGGCAAGAACGAGUGGCAACGCAACACUGUAAGUAAGAUACUGUAGCAAUAAGAACUGGAGGCAUUUACUACUGUCAUGUUUGCAUUGUAAGAUUAUUUUUUAUUUUAUUACUAUUUACUAUUAUUAUUGUUCUUAUUAUGACUACUAUUCUUCUAUUACUAUUAGCCUAUUGUUGUUCUGUUCUAUUUGCAUGACGUUUCAGUACAAUUAAACAUUUGGGGCUAAUUUGUGUUUUCUCUUCUCAUGAUAUUGUGGGUUUGGUGGGAGGGGAUGUUGGCAGGGUGGGCGAUGGGUUUCAGGGCAAAUUCUACAACAGCUCAAAGGAAAAACAUUUUCACUAGCUGAAAGAAUUUUUAAAUAAAAUGCUCUUAUUUAUGCACAAACAAUUUAAAAAUGUGUUGUUGGAUUUGAAAUGUUUUAUCUCUCAACCUCUGAAUGUGAGAGUUGGUUUAACCAGUCAAUGAGCAGCCCCUUUUUUUUUUAACUGGCCUUACUAAACCGGAUCAGUGACCCUUAACCUGCAGCGGGAGGGGAAAAUGUGGGGAGGGUAACCUAUUCUGAAUGUUAUGGAGUAGCCUGUUCAGUGUGAGGGGCUGAACACAUCAUGCGCCUUUACCACUUCAUCGACACAGACUGACAUCAGAGCGCAUAGUAAAACGAGUCGUCAUUUUAUGUGACGGCCCAGGCAAAUUGCGCAAGACAUUUUUAAUACACUUGGUUUUAAAUGCAUUUCUUACACUUAAGUCAAAUACACUUCACCCUAACCUCCUACACCCUCUUCUGAGAAAAUUGGUGUGAAUGUGUGCGUGUGUGUGUGUGUGUGUGAGAGACAAAGAAACAGAGAGAGAGUGAGAUGAUGUUUGCUCUAACAAUGCUUUGUAAACUUUCUUGAUGAAUUACACAUGCGUGCAAUUGGAGUAGUGUUGAAACUGUUAAUUUAUUGUUUAGAAUGUCUUUGCAUCCCAGCAAGAGCAAAUAAAACAAAAAUGUAGCAAUCUGUGACCAAAACCUGAAAGGUGCUUGGGCUACAGAACCUCUUUUACACAGGACUAACGAAACAAAACAAAAACAAUAAACACAAAAAAUGACUUUCUUUUUGUUUUCAAAGUGCCAUAGCUAGUGAGGAGACAAGGGAUUGGCAGACUGGGGCGUAGAUGCUUUACUGUGCAAGUUUACUUAAGAAACCAAUCAAAAAAAAGGGGAACUCCAUUGAAAAUGUGUAUUUGAUUACACUGACAAACUGUUUUUACAUUUCAUGCUUUUUUCAUUUGUUGAGAGGGGGACUCUGCUUGACUCUGAACUCUGACUUUUACUACAUCUCCAUAAGCUCUGCUGUAGAGUUUUCAUUUUCACACAAGACUGAAAGAACACCCACAUAUAAUGGAUCUGGCAGUAAGAGGUUCAGAGCUAUGCAGGGCCCUUUGCUGAGUCCUCCUUUGAGAUGUAUAUACAAUGUGAAGGUCUGAAGUGAUUUUUGUUAAAUUCUAUAUUUUAUCGCUUUUGUAGACAUUUUGUUGUGGGAAGAAAAAAAUAAAAGAAAUUUUAUGGGUGCA